Messenger RNA from Polyodon spathula (Mississippi paddlefish), 1875 nucleotides. Its product is annotated as protein SSUH2 homolog. The record is from RefSeq and is a predicted model, not a curated record. The coding region runs from base 162 to 1436 and encodes 424 amino acids. Gene Ontology annotation, molecular function: heat shock protein binding. Lineage: Eukaryota; Metazoa; Chordata; Actinopteri; Acipenseriformes; Polyodontidae. The transcript has 13 exons.
UGCUCGUUAACGUUUAUUGCAGCUGCUGACUGGGCAUUUUAGAGAUACAUACUAAGUCCAAGUAUUGUACAACUUUUUAAAAUUAUUCUUGUUUGGGGGUGGUUAUUCUGUGUAGUAGGAAAUGCAGUCUGUGCAAUUGGCUGCCUGUGUUUUCUUCCUGGAUGUUAGGUUUCAUUUUAGUAAAAGUGAAACUUAAAACUACACGUUGUUGUGAGGGAGAAAUAUACGUUUCUCAAUGCGCAAGCAACCUGCACGCAUCACCAAAGGGGCCUGAGAUAACAAUGGACAAAAGACAUUUGUUAAGUGAUCAAGAUGAUGGUCCUCAAUUUCCUGGUCCUGGAAAUCCAGGUGUGCUUGCACCUGACCUGCCUCAGGGUGCAGGAGCAUCAGCGCCCCCUGGUGAGGUGAUGGACAAUGUACCUGGAUAUGAAGGAACAGGCUCUGGAGAAGGAAAAUGCAUUCCUCCUCCAAACCCUGGUUUGUCCAGCCCAGGAAGAGUGCCUUCACUUCCUGAGAGACAAUGGGAGAUUCCUUCUAUCAGUGAAGACUUUGCUAAAGAUGCCUUCAUCGAGUAUGCUUCCAGUAAGUGCUGUUACAGCUCUCGUCCUGCCAAAGAGUUGGUGUUUACAGACCUUCAGGCACACGAUACAUACAGGUAUCGCCUGGAGACCUUCGUUGAGUCCAGAACAACAGAGUGGGCCAGUGUGCCUUAUACAGGUCAGGUGGUGGACUCAUAUGGAUCAUGUGUCCCUGCCCCAUGGGACAUUGCUGUUCAGGUCCCGGCUAUGUUUCAGAAUGGAAAACGCACCAUCCAAGUUCCUCACACCUCCUCUGUCAAGGGAUGUCACAACUGUUUGGCGUUGGGUAAAUCUGCUUGCCAGAAAUGUAUAGCAAGUGGAUGGAUGCAGUGCUGGGUGUGUAAUGGCUCUGGCAGUCGCAUGUCCAAUAACAGAUGCUCCCACUGCAAUGGCGUGGGACGUGUCAGAUGUACAGAAUGUUCAGGAAGAGGUUCAAAAACAUGUCAUACCUGCACAGGAAAAGGACAGCUUCUGUUCUUCAUUAAUCUCAUUGUGGAGUGGAAGAACCACAUCUUCGAAUUUGUACCAGACAAACGGUCUGGAUUCCCUGUUGAUCAGAUCAGCAAGGUGACUGGGGAGCUGCUUUUUACUGACACACAGUAUCUGGUGUAUCCUGUUGUUAGUUUCCCUGACAACGCCAUUAACCAAGCCUCUCAGAGGGCAGUGAGAGAACACCAAGCACAGUUUGUUACAACGUCCCGAAUUCUCCAGCAGAGGCAAAGCAUUGAACUGAUUCCUGUCACACGUGUCCACUACACCUGGAAAGAGAAGACCUACAUCUACUUUGUCUAUGGAGCGGAGCAUAAAGUCUACACAGAUGACUACCCUGCAAAGUGUUGCUGUUGCACAAUAAUAUAGUUAUGUUAUUGUACACUUUUCAUAGGUCAGAUGCAUUGGAGAUACAUUAUGCCAUCAAUAUAUGUUGACAGAAAUGAGCAGAAACAAAUCUGUAUACGCUUCUUUUUAUAGCAUAACUUGAUCACUGUACUAUCAAAGCUGCAUGGUCACACAUUCCAGUUCAACUGUACACUAAAAUGCAAAUCAUGAUCUACUGUUUUUCUAUUUGUGAUUUCUAUAAUUAUUGUAUUUACAGGAGUUUAUUUUGUUUGGCUUUUAUAAAAGUUACCAAAUGUACCCCAAAGAAUUUUGUUGCCUAUGGGAUGACCACAGCUUAUGUAAGAAAAGUACCUUAUUCAGUAUGUAUGUUUUUAGGAUCACAAUAUGCUACUAGACUGUAUUGCUUUAUAACAAUUUGAUAUUUGCCAUGCAUAAAACUUUUUAUUUCUGUUACUGUUUA